GGACAUUUGAAUAUUUAAAGAUUUUGACUUAGGCCGGGCGUGGUGGCCCAAGCCUGUAAUCCUAGCACUUUGGGAGUCCAGGGCGGGCAGAUCACAAGGUCAGGAGUUCGAGACCAGCCUGGCCAACAUAGUGAAACCCUGUCUCUACUAAAAAUACCAUAAUUAGCCGGGUAUGGUGGUGGGUGCCUGUAGUCCCAGCUACUCAGGAGGCUGAAACAGGAGAAUCACUUGAACCCCGGGAGGCGGAGGUUGCAGUGAGUUGAGACCGUGCCACUACACUCCAGCCUGUGUGACAGACCGAGACUCCAUCUCAAAAAAAGAAAAAACAAACAAACAAAAAAAAGGAUUUUGACUUUAAGAACAAUACUGCUGUGAACUUUUUUGUACUUGUUAAUGGUGCAUUUAUGCAAGCAUUUUUGAGAGGGUGUAUUUAAAGAUAUAGGUAUAUAUUGCUAGUGUGUAAAAUAAACUUUACGAGACAGUACUAGAUUAUUUUCCAGUGUAUUGUUCCUAUUUAUGUUCUCACCAGUAGUGCGUAGGAGUUCUUGCUGUUUCAGAUCCCCACCAGCAGUUGGCUAGGUAUUUAAUUUCUUAAUUUUUAACGAUUUGGUGUAUAGUAUAUUCUCUGGUCUUCCUUUGUCUUUCCCUGAUUAUUAAUGAGGUCUUACAUCUUUUUUUUCCCCCACAUUUAUGGCCAUGGAUGUUUCUCUUUCGUGAAAUUCGGUUAAAUGCCUAUUUGUGUUUUUUGCUUCAUAAAAAUGUGAGUUUAUUAUUUAACUGAUUUUGUAGUUUUGAAAAAUUGCUGGGGGCAGUGGCUUGCGUCUGUAAUCUCAGCUAUUUGGGAGGCUGAAGGAGGAGGAUUGCUUGUGGGGCUCAGGAGUUUGAGGCAGUGAGCUAUGAUCAUUCCAUUGCACUCUGGCUUGGUGACAGAGCAAGACGUCUGGGGAAAAAAAAAAGUGUGUGUUUUACGAUUACUGAUUGUCUUUUGGUUAUUUGUGUUGCUGGUGUCUUUUCCCAGUUUGUAGCUUGCCUUGUCACUUCUUUAUGCUGUCUUCUCUGUCUGUCUCCCUACCUCCCUCCCUCCCUCCAUCCAUCCCUCCCUCCUUCCCUUCCUACUUUACUUUAGAUUCAGGGUUACAUGUGCAGGUUUGUUACAUGGGUAUAUGGCAUGAAGCUGAGGUUUGCAGUACAAGUGAUCCUGUCAGCCAGAGAGUGAGCUCAGUACUCAACAAUUAGAUUUACAAUCCUUUCUCCCUCCCCCCGCCACUAGUUCCCAGUGCAUAUUGUUGCGGAUUAAUACAGAUUCUUAAUGUAUAGAGUUUUAAUGUGGCCACAGAUUCCCUUUGGAUCUUAGAUAAAAAUAAUUUAUAUGAUCCCAUUCUUUACACAUUCCAGAUUUUCCUUUGCUCUUCUGGACAUCUUCCAUGUUUAUUGCUGGAAGUCUUGAAGGCAAUCCCUAAUAACAGUUUUUAGCUUUUCAACUGUUGCUGUGAUAUGGUUUCUUAUAAAGAGAUUUUUGUAGUAGAAUUUAUCAGUAUUUUCUUUCAUGUUCAGUUUUCUUGUGUCUUAAUUUAAAAAUCCUUACAUACUCAAUAGUUCAUAAAGAUAUUAUAUUUUCUUCUGAAAUUUUAAAAAAUUUUGCUUUUUAUGUUUAUCAGAAAAUUACUUUUGUGUAUUGUAUUUAAUAGGGAUCUGGUUUUAUUUUUUUGCCCUUAUUAAGAUAGUCAAUUAAAUUGAAAUCUCUGUAGUGACUUUUUCAUAUUUCAGGUGUAUAUAUCAUAAGGUGAAGGCUGAAAAAACAAUCGUAACAAAAUGCAGAACAUAGUGGCAUAAACAGAAGGUUUUUUUUGUUUGUUUCUUUUUCUGUCAUAGCAAAAGUCCUGCUGGUAUAAGAAAGUGGUAUCAAUCUGCUCCAUAAGGUUAUUCACUGGGCCAAGUUUCUUUCACAUUGUUGCUUCACUAAUGCCUAGGCUUUUGUUCUUGGCUAUGUGGUCUGUUGAUGUGUGAUUGUGCUCUCCUUGUUUAAAAAAUGUUUUCCCUGUAGUUGUCUAUUUCGUUGUCUUUUUUAAAAAAAGUCAGCUUUUGAUUUUACUGAUCCUCUUCAUUGUACCAUUGUGUUCUCUAUUGGUUGCGUGAGUCAGGGCUUUUGCAAGCCUUCAAUAGGUAGGUGGUAUUCAGUCCACCUCUUCAUCAUCUCGGUGGCAUCUCUGUUUAAGGAGACCAGGAAUACUCACCUGGGUACGUACCUUUCUUCCUCUCUGAUAAUCUGCUUUUCCUCAGGAACUUAAUAUUUCUGUCCUUGCCCUGUGUCUUUCUGUCAUGUUUCCCUAGGCUGACAUCUCCAGAGGAGAAAAUGUUUGGUUAGUUCUCAGUCCCAAACCAUAGCAGGGCCCAGAGACUCUUGUCACCCUCAGCCUUCAGUCCUUGGUUGCCUUCUUGGCAGACCUGGCAGCUCUUCCACCUGAAAGUGAUACAUGGUAUUAAUAGUUGGACUAGACUAUUAUGAUAAACAGAGUAUCUAAUAACCAUGAGAAUAAAAAACAAGAAAUUUCUAACAAUGAAAUGAGCGCCAGAUGGCCUUUAAUCUGUACUUACUGUUGCACAUUUUUUUUUUAAGUGGUUUCUUUCUCUGACGUGUAGGGUGUAUCUUCCUAUUUCUGCAUUUUCUUGUUUCUGUGGAAUGUUAGUUUCUCUUGAAAUGGUCAUUGAUAUUACUCAGGAAGAAAAGUUUCUGUGGUCAGAUUUAAUAAGAGAUAUCUAUGCUAGUCUUAACAUUUAAUUUCUUUUAGUUGAAUCUAAAAUUGAUAUCAUUCUUAGAUGAAUUAAAAAUUUUUUAAAGAGCACGUAUUCUUUAGUAAGUAUUUUGAUUCUAAGUACCACUAAUUUGAUUUGUUUCAACAGUCAUUAAUGUGGGGCAGUCAUCAAUCACUACCAUUGAUCAUUUAUUUCAUAUGCAUUGUAAGUUAAAUGACCAGGCUGAAAUAAUUCAGGUGAAAUUAUUCUGUCAGUUAAUGUGGUAAUGUUAACAUUUAUCAGUAGUGCUGAAUCACUUCUUUUGGUCAUAAUAGUGGUAAGCUUUUUGCUCAGUGCAAAGACAGGCAUAAUUGCUUUUUUUAAAAAAAAAUGUAAGUUGUAAAAAUACUCCAGUAAUUUUUGUAAAAUCUCAAAAUUGCAAAUAAUUUGACAUUAUUCUCAGUAAUGAAGGCUGUUAAAUCUGCUCUCUUAACAGCAGGUAUGAAAUCGUUUGAGGAAGAAAAAGUUCAUAAAUACAAACUUAAAAAAAAUGGAAAGACUUUUCUAUGCAAAAAGAUGCAUUGCAGGAAGGAGGAAGAGUGUCCUUCAUAGCACACCACACGUCAGUAUUAGAGGCUUGCUUCUCUACUUGAGUAGACCCAAGAUUCCCCAACUAUCGUCUUCCAAAAUUACCUGUGAUCCACUGCAAUCACAAGUUUUACAGUGGAAUACUCUAGGUGUAUGGAAGGAUUUGAAUUCACAAAUAGUCAAACAUCAAAAGAAUAAGCUGAUAAUAAUACAUUUGAAAAGAGGUCAGGUAUAUUUUUGAAAACUAGGAGAGUUAAAGUGUUUUUGCGAACUUGGAAACAAAGCAUUAACAAUAUUUUACUUGAUUAGGAAUUUUGUUCAGGUGAGUAUAACUUUAAGCAUCACUUAAGUUUUGUUGUUUGUUACUUUUAGAAUAUCUGAUCUGGACUUCCAUGGAUUUAUGGAAGGGCUGGAUUUAUUUCUCUAUCCUGUGGUGAGGGGCCAACUUUGAUUUUGUAUGCGGAGUAACUUGACCUUCAGUUUCUUUGGUCUGAGAACAAAGGCCAAAAAAUAUGUAACAGUUAAUAAUAACAGAGGAUCUGACGAACUACUCUCAGGCAGUGUUCUCAGUAGUCCAAACUCUAAUAUGAGCAGCAUGGUAGUUACAGCCAAUGGUAAUGAUAGUAAAAAAUUUAAAGGAGAAGAUAAAAUGGAUGGUGCUCCUUCUCGUGUACUUCAUAUUCGAAAAUUACCUGGGGAAGUAACAGAAACUGAAGUUAUUGCUUUAGGCUUACCUUUUGGUAAGGUGACCAACAUCCUUAUGCUGAAAGGAAAAAAUCAGGCAUUUUUGGAAUUAGCAACCGAGGAAGCAGCUAUUACUAUGGUUAAUUACUAUUCUGCUGUGACACCUCAUCUUCGUAACCAACCAAUAUAUAUCCAGUACUCGAAUCACAAAGAACUAAAGACAGAUAAUACAUUAAACCAACGUGCUCAAGCAGUUCUUCAAGCUGUGACAGCUGUCCAGACAGCAAAUACUCCUCUUAGUGGCACCACAGUUAGCGAGAGUGCAGUGACUCCAGCCCAGAGUCCAGUACUUAGAAUAAUUAUUGACAACAUGUACUACCCUGUAACACUUGAUGUUCUUCACCAAAUAUUUUCUAAGUUUGGUGCUGUAUUGAAGAUAAUCACAUUUACAAAAAAUAACCAGUUUCAAGCUUUGCUCCAGUAUGGUGAUCCAGUAAAUGCCCAACAAGCAAAACUAGCCCUAGAUGGUCAGAAUAUUUAUAAUGCCUGCUGUACCCUAAGGAUUGAUUUUUCCAAACUUGUGAAUUUGAAUGUAAAAUACAACAACGAUAAAAGUAGGGAUUAUACUCGACCUGAUCUUCCAUCUGGGGAUGGACAACCUGCAUUGGACCCAGCUAUUGCUGCAGCAUUUGCCAAGGAGACAUCCCUCUUAGGGCUUCCUGUUGCAGCUGUUCCAGGAGCUCUGAGUCCUUUGGCUAUUCCAAAUGCUGCUGCAGCAGCUGCUGCAGCUGCUGCUGGCCGAGUGGGUAUGCCUGGAGUCUCAGCUGGUGGCAAUACAGUCCUGUUGGUUAGCAAUUUAAAUGAAGAGAUGGUUACGCCCCAAAGUCUGUUUACCCUCUUCGGUGUUUAUGGAGAUGUGCAGCGUGUGAAGAUUUUGUACAAUAAGAAAGACAGCGCUCUAAUACAGAUGGCUGAUGGAAACCAAUCACAACUUGCCAUGAAUCAUCUUAAUGGACAGAAAAUGUAUGGAAAAAUUAUUCGCGUUACUCUGUCUAAACAUCAGACUGUACAGCUACCUCGAGAGGGACUUGAUGAUCAAGGGCUAACAAAAGAUUUUGGUAAUUCCCCAUUGCAUCGUUUUAAGAAACCUGGAUCCAAAAAUUUUCAAAACAUUUUUCCUCCUUCUGCCACCCUUCACCUAUCUAAUAUCCCUCCAUCAGUAGCAGAAGAGGAUCUACGAACACUGUUCGCUAACACUGGGGGCACUGUGAAAGCAUUUAAGUUUUUUCAAAGAGAUCACAAAAUGGCUCUUCUUCAGAUGGCAACAGUGGAAGAGGCUAUUCAGGCCUUGAUUGAUCUUCAUAAUUAUAACCUUGGAGAAAACCAUCAUCUGAGAGUGUCUUUCUCCAAGUCAACAAUUUAAAAACGGGAAGAUGAAGAUUGGGGGUGAAUCACAUUGUUCAAUGUCAUCACCUAUUUGACUGUUCAGAAAAGUGGGGACCAGAGUUUGAUUUUUUUUGUUUUUGUUUUUUUGGGGUUUCUUUUUUUUUUUUCCAUGCUGUUAUCAUUCCUUGGUUAUAAAAUGAAAUGGCAUAUGUAAAGGCAGAGUUGUUAACUGCUAUAUUUCAUCUGUUCUAUAGGGAAGCCAUUUUGUCUGUUUAAAAUUUCAGUUUAAUUUUGCUUUUUUUUCUCUUUCAACUUAGUUGACAUACGUGCCUUAAAAAGGAAAACUAGUGUUGCUAUUGUGCAUUUACUAGAAAAAAGGAAUUGGUUGUUUAGGGCACACUGUUAUAUGGGAAUUAAAAUAUGUUUAGGCAGGGGUGUGUAAAAAGGUUAAGUUUUUGUUUCUCCUGCUUGGAACUUAUUUUGAAUUACUGGCUUGUCACCUUUUUUUCUAUUUAAUCAAAUAAGAUACAUGAUAUUGAAAGAAUAAAGCAGCAUUUUUAGUUUUUACUACCUUAGGCUUUAUUGCUUUGAAAACGACAUUGGCCUUUUGUAUCUCACAAUUCUGGUCUAGAUUCAGUUAUGAAUGUAGGCAUUAGUUAAAAUUAACAAGAUGCAGAGUAUUAAUUUCUUAAGACAACAAAGUGAUUUCUGUAAGUUUGAGCCCUAUGUGGAAAGCAUUGUGGAAUCUUAACCUUUUUGUACACACUCUUGUGGGACGUAUCAUAUAAAUGUCAGCACUAAGUAAUGUCUUGUUUGUGGCUGAAUAUUUUUCGUAGAUGUUUUUGAAGUUGACAUGACUUACGUGCAUUUAAAUAUAUAUUGCCAUCCUUAGUUUGUAAUUAAGAUUUGGAAUAUGGUUGUGGAUUUCUGAGCAUGUGCAGACUGGUCUAGCUAGUUCAGGAACUGGUGCAUGUAUUUUUCAAAGAUAAAGAAAGUGUACUGCGAAAAUAUGCAGGAAGAUUAAAUUUGUGGCAGUUUUCUAAAACUGACAACCAGGUGGGACCAAAGUUUAUGUGCCUUUAGUCUUAAUUUACCUUGCAUUGUAAUAUUCAGUUUUAAUAAAUCUUCAAAAUAUUUUGUAUUUAGGAAUAGAUCUGACUUUAAUAAAAACAUGGCUCAGAAUCUACAGGUCAAAUUAAUUUGAACAGUUCUUGUCAAUCUGAAUUGUUGAUUCUGUUUAAAUGACCAAUACUUUUUGAAAUUGAUGUACUUAGUUUCAAGAUUCAUAGAUUCUGUUAUCUAUGUAGACAGAAUGGUCAUGUAUAUUUUCUAUUAGUUGAGUUUUUACAUCUUUAGAAAUGUAAAAUUCAGUAUAGUUUGAAAGCGGCACAAUUAAAAAUUAAUUUUCUAACAAAGUUGGGAGGUUUGAUGGUUGUUUAAUUUCAUUUUGUGUGUACUCUGCUUACCUCUGUAGCAUGCUCAAUAAACACUUCUGUAGCUCUA
Molecule: messenger RNA, 6894 nt
Organism: Symphalangus syndactylus (siamang)
Lineage: Eukaryota; Metazoa; Chordata; Mammalia; Primates; Hylobatidae
Gene: PTBP2
Product: polypyrimidine tract binding protein 2
Biological process (GO): mRNA processing
Cellular component (GO): nucleus
Molecular function (GO): RNA binding
Source: RefSeq, a predicted model, not a curated record